This is a messenger RNA of Athalia rosae (coleseed sawfly), 1878 nucleotides long. RefSeq names its product glutamyl-tRNA(Gln) amidotransferase subunit B, mitochondrial (gene GatB). Gene Ontology annotation, molecular function: glutaminyl-tRNA synthase (glutamine-hydrolyzing) activity. Lineage: Eukaryota; Metazoa; Arthropoda; Insecta; Hymenoptera; Athaliidae. Bases 143 to 1783 code for a protein of 546 amino acids. Gene Ontology annotation, biological process: glutaminyl-tRNAGln biosynthesis via transamidation; mitochondrial translation. The transcript is spliced from 10 exons. The record is from RefSeq and is a predicted model, not a curated record.
CGUGCAGCGCCAAAGCCGGACACACGAUUGAAGGAGUCAAUAAUGGAAGCUCUUACGUAAACAAGAACCAAUAAACAUCAAUAAAUAAUACUCUUCAAAAGCAGAUACAUGGGAUGCUGAGAGUGAGAUCCAAUUUGAAUUGAUGAAAUAUACAGAACUUAUUCACAAGAAGAUAAUACGUUUUUCCAAGGCAAUGAAUUAUCACACGAGUCAGAGAUUGAUCAACCAUAUCAAACGAUGGCCUGGAAGAAAUAGAUGUUUUGCUUCAAAGCCCAAUGUCAAGGCUAAAAAAGAUGAAAAAUGGAUCAGUGUUGUCGGGCUGGAAAUUCAUGCUCAAAUUCAGUCCAAUUCAAAGUUAUUUUCAGGGGCUAGUACUGAAUAUGCUAGUCCAAUAAACUCGAAUGUUUCGUUCUUUGACUGUGGAACACCUGGCACGCUACCGGUAUUGAAUAGGAGAUGCGUAGAAGCAGGGAUAUUGACAGCCCUAGCAUUGUCCUGCAAAAUAAAUGAAGUGUCGUUAUUCGAUAGGAAACAUUACUUCUAUGCAGAUUUACCUGCAGGCUAUCAAAUAACUCAGCAACGUCAGGCUUUAGCCGUCAAUGGGAUGUUGAAUUUUCAAGUAAUCGGGUCUACAAUACAUCGACAGCCUUACAGAAAAGUUUCUAGAAUCAAACAGCUGCAACUUGAGCAAGAUAGUGGAAAAAGUUUACAUGAUCCAACAUAUAGGAGAAGUUUGGUAGAUUUGAACCGAGCUGGUGUACCAUUAAUGGAAUUGGUAUUUGAACCAGAUUUGUCAGAUGGUGAGGAAGCUGCUGCGUUAGUCAAAGAAAUUGUGCUCAUUUUUCAGAAAUUGGGAACAUGCUCCUGCAAAAUGGAGGAGGGUGCUCUUCGGGUUGAUGCGAAUAUAUCGGUGAAUCGGCCAGGAGAACAAUUAGGUGUUCGAACAGAGGUUAAAAAUAUCGGAAGUAUUCGGUCAGUCGCAUCUGCUGUGAAGUAUGAAAUUGACAGACAAAUCGCUGUAAUUGAUAAUGGUGGUUUUAUAGUCAAUGAAACGAGGUCUUGGGAUGCUGAAAAUCAGCUAACAGUUCCAAUGCGAGACAAAGAAGAAAAACAGGAUUAUCGUUAUAUGCCAGAACCAAAUCUACCUCCUCUGUAUGUGCAUUUAAAUGAGGGAAAAGAAAACAAGUACGGAUUAGUUGAUGUCUUACUUCUGAGAGACAGUCUUCCCGAGCUUCCUCAAAAAACGCGAGAUCAUCUUGAAAAUGAAUACAGAUUGGACUUGACGACUGCUGCUAUACUCGUGAAUGAGGGUAAAUUACUGAACUUAUUUCGAGCCAUUAUCAGAGAUAAUAAUAAGAGAGACCCAAAGUUGGUUUCAAACAUAUUGAUCAACCACCUACUUGCGCUGAUUAAUAAAGAGCUACUGGAUUUGGAAACUUGCAAAUUGAACGAGCGGCAUCUUGGUGAAAUAAUUGACAUGCUGCAAAAUAAAUCAAUCAAUUUGAUCAUUGCCAAACAAGUACUGGAAUCUUGCAUAAAAGAUCCAUUGUUAAGUCCAUACGAGAUCGUCAGAGAUAAAAAACUGGGCAGGAUAUCGGAUGAAAAUGAAUUAAUUCAAAUAUGUAAAGAUGUUCUACAUGAAAAAUCGGAUGUUGUUAAGAAGUAUAAAAGUGGAAAGAAGAAAGUAUUCAAAUCCCUGAUCGGCUCUGUCGCUCAGCAGACCCAAGGUCGAGCUGAUAUGGCUGCUGUUGAACGUAUACUAUACAAACUAUUGGACGAUUAGGGUCUGCAAAUAUGAGUGUCAUUUUCUCAAUAUGUUUUAACCUUAUUAUAUAUGAAAAUAACAAACUGUAAAUACAUGGUUCUUUGUAAUAUGAA